Talaromyces rugulosus is the source of this 552-nucleotide messenger RNA. RefSeq lists its product as uncharacterized. The transcript has a single exon. The coding region runs from base 1 to 552 and encodes 183 amino acids. The record is from RefSeq and is a predicted model, not a curated record. NCBI's taxonomy places the organism in Eukaryota, Fungi, Ascomycota, Eurotiomycetes, Eurotiales, Trichocomaceae.
AUGGAAAUACAUCAACCACUCCCUACAAAUAUUGACUACAACCCCUCCAAACACGGCAAACUCAUCGGCAUCCAAUUCGGCUGUUUCGUCUUCCAGGACACCAUGGGAAAAUGGUACUGUUUCCGCCACCCACGAGAAAUGCACAGGGGCGCUCAAUGGGCUUUUUGCCUACACCCAGGCUUCCAGAUGGACACGCCUUCUGGUAUGAGCCCUGGCUCUUGGCACGCAUGGGUUGAUCAUCAGAGAGAAGCUUUGCGGGGGAAGCCUCUAAGCAAAUACCACCAUGAAGAAAAUGGACAUGAAAUUGAGGAGGAAUGGACAGAGGUGAAUUCGGUCACCGUUGCGAAAAUGUUUCGCGUUGAACGCCCGUCGGAAACAGAGCUCUGCUACUUGCAGCAGAAGCUUGAGCAGUUUGCGAGAAUGUAUCCGGAGCGGGUGGUUAAGCAGGAGGAAGAAAAGGAAGAAAAAUUGUGUGCGCUGGGCCAGCUGAAAAUCUCAGCAGUACAGUCUGUCAACAAAGUCGACGAUGGGAAGAAGCAGGAAAUCGAAUAA